Molecule: messenger RNA, 1295 nt
Organism: Andrographis paniculata
Lineage: Eukaryota; Viridiplantae; Streptophyta; Magnoliopsida; Lamiales; Acanthaceae
Product: reticulon-like protein B16
Exons: 6
Coding region: 214-915 (233 amino acids)
Source: RefSeq, a predicted model, not a curated record
UUUCCAGAACGACGUCGUGUCGUCUUCCUAAUUUUCGUUUGCAGUCAAGGCGAACUCGCCUCAAACGACAACUUUCAGCUCCUGAGACACCAACGGAGGAAUAAUAAUUGAACCACCCCCUCGAUCGAUUCCAUUCAAGUUGUGUUCGCGGUUCGAUUCAGGUCAGCAGAGAAAAGGUUCAAAUUUUUAAGAGCUCUGCGAAUUCAGUUUGAAAUGGAGAAUUCAAAUUCUGAAGAUAUAUGCAGCGUCGAGCCGAUUGGUGAUGAAAGAAUCGGCGAUCCGGCGUCGACGAGUUCAUCUUAUAGAUUGUUCGGGCGUCAGGCUACUGUUCAUCAGAUGAUGGGUGGGGGCAGAGCUGCUGAUGUCAUACUUUGGAGGCGUCGUCAUAUGUCAUGCGGCAUAAUUAUUGUUGCCACAUUUUCCUGGUUGUUAAUUGAGCGUUCAGGGAUAUCAUUCUUAUCGCUUUGGUCAGAUAUCUUGCUAAUUUUAAUUGUUCUGCAGUUUCUUCGGGCAAACUAUGCUGUCUUAAGAAAAAAACAACUUAAGACCCUACCCGAACUUGUUCUAUCCGAAGAAAUGGUAAACAAUGCUGCUGCAUCAUUUCGUGUCAAAAUCAAUUACAUGCUGCUUAUGGCUCAUGAUAUUACUCUUGGAAAAGAUUUCAAACUCUUUUUCAAGGUUGUGAUAUCUUUGUGGAUUUUGUCUGUGAUUGGUGGCCUUAUAUCUUUCUUCACUCUUGCAUAUACAGGCAUCAUCAUUUCAAUAACAAUCCCAGUUCUCUACGACAAAUUCAAAGACCAAGUGGAUAGCUGUGCUGGGAUGAUUCAUCGCAAGUUUUCCAAGCACUACAAGAUUGUGGAUGAAACUUUGCAAAGCAGACUACCUAGGACAUUAUCAAGAGACAAAGAUUCUUAAUCGGAAUUAGCUUUCAAGCACUACAACAUCCUUCUUCCGACUGUGUAGAAAUCACAAAUGCCAAUGCCAGGUUCCUUUCCCUUUCUCUGCAAUUUGACUGACCAAUUGUCUCUUGAUUCUAUUAUAUAGUCAUAGGCAGCUGAAGAAGAGUGUCGAAACAACUUAAUCAUUUCCAAUUUGUUUUAGGACAAAUAAAGCACAUGGAUGUUGAUGAUGCAAAAUUUAAAGCCUCUUCUUAACCCUGUUUGUAUAUGCUAAUACUGUUAAUCGAUUCUAGAUAUUCGUGAGCUCGAUAAGGUUUGAUUUGUUGAGGCUUAAGCUUAGGCAAGUAAUUAUAUUAAACAAGUCGAAGUUCGAUAAAUACCCAAACAUUUAGUGAG